CCAGUUCACGGAUCCACCCAGUUCACGACACGCUUCAUCGUCUAAACUAGCGCUCUGUAGCAAGAUGUUUAUGCUGAAAAAAAGGCUUAUUUAAAGUCUAUUCAAAUUUCCAAAGGCAUGCUCAUGGAUCAACCACAGUUAGUUCUCAACAUUUAAACAUUUAUAAAGACAAACUUGCAACCUUCAUCACCUCAUAGACGGCCAGUGCUCGAAGUCAAUUUUGCCUUCUUUUCUCGCCAGAGCUCUUUUGAUAUCCUUUCUCCCUAACCUCAAGCAUUCAAACUGCACAGAAAUGGGUUCCCUAUUACCCACGGCGAUUCGCAUCGAUGCUUCAUUGUUGAACUGGCACCAUCUGUCAUCAACGGCAAGCUUUUUGAUACUUUCAUCGCUGCUUUUGGGGAUACUGUCACAAGUCCUGACCCGGAGACUCAAAGUACCUACGCCACUUUCCGAAGAGGUAUCCGAUAUCCUCAACAGAAAACGAUCAUACGGCGCAAACGCCAGGAAGCUACUCGACAAGUACUAUGAGCGGUUUAAGAGCAAGCCUUUCGGAAUCGACACCAUGGAUGGCGUCAAGGUCGUCUUGCCCCUUGCAAGUGUCGACGAACUCAAGAGUCACCCAGCAUUGAGUUUCAAAGCCUCGAUCGACAAUGAUGCAUUGGUCAACUAUACGGGUAUUGGAGGUGUCGACGCUUGGGGAGUACAUCAGAUUCUAGCAAAGAUGAACCCCAGCUUGGGUGCUUACGUCCCUGUCUUCCAUGGAAUGAUCCAAGAACACCUUCCAAAGUUUCUUGGGUCUCCGACAGAUUGGACACCAGUAAAACCCUAUCAGCAAUUUUUCGAGCUUGUAGCGAUUCUAUCCGCAAGAAUCAUGCAUAGCGAUGAAGCAGCCCGAAAUCCAGCAUGGACCAAUCUCUCAAUGUCGUUCGUACACACCGCAAUCGAUUAUGGCUCUGCUCUCAAGCAGUGGCCUCCUUUCCUGCGUCCAUUCGUCGCCUACUUCCUUCCGGAACGCCUAGAGAAGGAGAAACAGUGGGCUCAAGGGCGCGAAAUUGUCGCAAAGUCCAUGGCCAGAAAGAAUGCCCUGGGCGGUGCAUCUCUGGAGAACCCUCCCACGAUGCUCGACCACCUGUCUAGCGGGGAUCACGCAGAUAAGGCCGGUGACCUGGACCUACAGCUCUUGCUGCAGAUGACCCUCGCUGUGGCGAGUAUCCACACAACCUCGUCUUCCAUGGUCCAAGUUUUGUACGAUCUUGCUGCGUACCCUGAGUACACGGAAGAGCUUCGUCAGGAGGUUGUGGAGGUCUUGGAGAGUUCUGGUGGUAUUUUUACCAAGCAGUCACUUGCCGAGAUGAAGAAGUUGGACAGCUGGAUGAAGGAGAGUUUGAGAAUGAAUGCACCUGAUCUGACUACCUUCCAGCGCAUGGCCACGAAACCUGUGACUCUAAAGGACGGAACUUACAUCCCUGCCGGUACAAAGAUGGAACUACCCACCAGCGCUAUCAACUUUGACGCUUCCAUCUAUCCCGAUCCGCACAAGUUUGAUGGCAUGCGGUCGUACCGUCAACGCCAGAAGGAAGGGAUGGCACACAAGCAUUCAUUUGUCAGCGUCACUCGUACGGAGCUUGGUUGGGGUUUCGGCAGGCAUGCGUGCCCGGGCAGAUUCCUUUCCGAUGUUGAAAUCAAGCUUAUGUUUGCGGAGUUCCUCCUGAACUAUGAGAUCAAGAACUUGGAUGGACAGCCGAGGUCCAAGAACGUGGAAUUUGGCGUGAAUGUGCUCCCAGAUCCGGAACAUCAGGUUUUGAUUCGAGCACGAAAGAUCUGACAUUAUCAGGGUGCCUGAUCUGAGCAUAUAUGUAGCGACAUCAUCGGUAGCCCUAUACUUUCAUCUGUAUUAGAGCCUGACAUGCAAAUCACA
Molecule: messenger RNA, 1918 nt
Organism: Colletotrichum acutatum
Lineage: Eukaryota; Fungi; Ascomycota; Sordariomycetes; Glomerellales; Glomerellaceae
Product: cytochrome P450
Exons: 7
Coding region: 293-1825 (510 amino acids)
Molecular function (GO): oxidoreductase activity, acting on paired donors, with incorporation or reduction of molecular oxygen; monooxygenase activity; iron ion binding
Source: RefSeq, a predicted model, not a curated record